AUGGCAACGAGGUGUUUUUUUGACAUCAGCGCCGGCGGUCGGCCCCUUGGUCGUGUUACUUUCGAGCUUUACUCCGAUGUGCCAAGAACGGCUGAGAAUUUCCGGGCCCUCUGCACGGGCGAGAAGGGCUUCGGAUACAAAAACUCUAUAUUCCAUCGUAUAAUUCCUGGAUUCAUGUGCCAGGGCGGUCAGAAUAUAAUCAAAACGAUGGAGAGUUUGGGAUCGCAGUCUGGUAAGACAUCUCAGCGUGUCGAAAUAUCUGACUGCGGACAGCUUUAA
Molecule: messenger RNA, 279 nt
Organism: Dibothriocephalus latus
Lineage: Eukaryota; Metazoa; Platyhelminthes; Cestoda; Diphyllobothriidea; Diphyllobothriidae
Source: the annotation of a GenBank genome assembly